This is a messenger RNA of Cornus florida, 1417 nucleotides long. RefSeq lists its product as uncharacterized. The record is from RefSeq and is a predicted model, not a curated record. The coding region runs from base 38 to 1144 and encodes 368 amino acids. Gene Ontology annotation, cellular component: cytoplasm; nucleus. Lineage: Eukaryota; Viridiplantae; Streptophyta; Magnoliopsida; Cornales; Cornaceae. The transcript has 7 exons.
CUAGUUGUAACGGUGUUAAUUUAGAACCCCAAAAGACAUGUUCACAGUCGCAAGAGGGCUGAAGCAGAGACUACCCACCUUACACUUCGAGAGACGCCUCAUUUCUUCUCUCAUGGCGGCCAACUCUAGGGUUUCUGCUUUCUCUACUGCUUCGCCCACCAACACCACUCUCAAGCGCGUCGGCACUCACAACGGAAGCUUUCACUGCGACGAAGCUCUUGGAUGCUUCAUGAUUCGCCUCACUAACAAGUACUCUGACGCCCAAAUCGUCCGAACCAGAGACCCUCAGGUGUUGGAAACCCUAGAUGCUGUGCUUGAUGUUGGUGGGGUUUAUGAUCCGAGUCAAGACCGUUACGAUCAUCACCAGAAGGGCUUCGAUGAGGUUUUCGGCCACGGUUUCAACACUAAGCUCAGUAGUGCUGGUCUUAUUUAUAAGCAUUAUGGGAUGGAGAUUAUUGCAAAGGAGCUUCAGCUUGAUAUAGGACAUCCAGAUGUGCUUCGGCUAUUCUUAGCUGUAUACAAAAGCUUCAUGGAGGCGAUUGAUGCAAUUGACAAUGGAAUUAAUCAGUAUGACACAGACCAGCCUCCCAGAUAUGUGAAUAAUACACAUUUGUCUUCAAGAGUUGGUAGAUUCAAUUUGGACUGGAUGGACCCUGAUCAGUCAUCGGAGAAGGAGAAUGAAGCCUUUCAACGGGCGAUGACUCUGGCUGGCAAUGAAUUUUUAGAUAGUGUUCGGUUUCAUGCAAAAUCAUGGCUACCUGCGAGAUCAAUUGUUAUGGGGUGUCUUGCAGCAAGACAUGAUACUGAUCCUAGUGGAGAAAUUAUGGUUUUGACUAGCUUUUGCCCUUGGAAGCUUCACUUAUUUGAGCUUGAACAGGAGAUGAAAAUCGACCCGCCAAUUAAAUAUGUUCUUUAUCAGGAUGAUAGGAGCAAACAUUGGCGAGUGCAGGCAGUGGCAAUAUCUCCUGAUAAAUUUGAGAGCCGCAAGGCUCUUCCUUCUCAGUGGCGAGGGUUGAGAGAUGAUGAACUCUCAAAGGAGGCUGGCAUUCCCGGUUGUGUUUUUGUCCAUAUGAGUGGAUUUAUUGGUGGGAAUCUAAGUUAUGAGGGUGCAUUGGCUAUGGCAAGAGGUGCUUUGAAGCUCUGAGCGCAGAAGAAUAUAUUGCAUCGUUUCUCAAUUGAUAUAACUGUCACAGCACUCUUGAGUAUGAUAUCGACCAGCUAAUUGCCAUUGUCGUUCUUUUCUUUCUUUUCCUUUUAAUAUCAGAGGAAUGCCGAAACUUCGACUAAAUAGAGUCUCAACAAGUAAGCUGACUAGCUUGAAAAGAGUUCUAUACAUUUUGAAUGUCAACAACAUUUCCUUGAGAUUUCAUUUGAUCCAUCAAUUAAAUUUGCGGAUUGUAUGGGGUUUAUAUUUUCA